Messenger RNA from Camellia sinensis, 977 nucleotides. The record is from RefSeq and is a predicted model, not a curated record. NCBI's taxonomy places the organism in Eukaryota, Viridiplantae, Streptophyta, Magnoliopsida, Ericales, Theaceae.
CCUGCCUCUACCCAAACGUUAUCCUCAACUCCCUCUCUCUCUCUCUCUCUCUCUCUCUCUCUCUCUACUGUGCUUCACAACCGAUCUGAGAUCAGAUAGCAUUGCUGAAGGACGGAAGGAGGUCGAGAUCAGAUAGCAUUACAGUAUAGCAUGGCUGAGAUGUGUUCGAUCUAGGGCUUGAUCUGAUCAAUCUUCGGAAGAAGGUUGAGAUCUGGCGUUCCGAUCAGACCACUGCAAUGGUAUCCACAGGGAUAGAUUUGCAUGGCUGUGUGACAACGAGUUUUCACGCCAGGCGUUGGCAGGGGUUAACCCAGUAAACAUUGAACUCUUUGGUGAUAAUGCUUCAGCAGCUGUGCCGGUAGACAACUUGACAAAUUUUCCCCCUGUUAAUACUCCAGUGGCAGCACCUGUUGGGCAUGUAUCCAUGUCCCCCCCUUGGGGUUGGUGCUCCAGUAGCUGCAACAGCAAACAAAUCGACAACAUUUUCAUCGGGAUUGCCAUCAAACGGUGCAAAUUCUUUUGUCAAAGUUGCUGAUGGAGGGCAGUGGCCCAACAUGCUUCCUCAUCAACCUUCUUUAUUUCCUGCUACUGGUAGUCAGCCUACUGCUCAGCCAUUCACUCCACCAGUUAGUGGAUCUUCAAACAAUCAGCCAUGGAAUUUGUCUAUUGCCUCAAAUCCACAAGGUCCUUCGAGUAUACCAUCUGCACAAAUAUCGCAGGCUUUUUCAAAACCUGCCCCAGACGUCACUUCACAAUCCUCUUCAUGGAAGUUAAACCAAGUGGGAGAACAGAACUUCCAGAGAAUUUAUUCGCUGCAACUUAUCCAUCUUCUGUACCAGUUUCGGGCUGGCAAACUGGUCCACCCCAGGGAUAUGGAUUCAAUAUGCAAUAUAACAAUACUGCAAUGACAUGUGGUUCUACCUCCUGAAGUCCCCAAACUUCUUCCCAAGAAUCGCCUUCUCUCUGAAGUAAGUAAC